AUUGUCCAUAAAUGCGGUUCCUGCGACAAUAUCAACGCAAGAUGACACCUUCAUACACCUCUGACUGAACAUCUUCUCGAUUCGCUCACCUGAACCGCAGAGAAAAAGAAGAAGAUAUCGGGUCUAGGUCCUUGGCGAUCCUUGGCCACGGCGAUUAGAAAUCCCACAAUUUUCUCGAGCGCACUUUUUGCCUCCCCUCACUUGCAGUGUGGUAGGUGUGACGGGUAUCAGAAUCACCCCACGGGGAAGUCCAUCUGAGCGCCCAGACACCAGUGCGGGAAAGCAGCCGAGACUGUCCGCCAUGGCUUACUACCCAGAGGCAAAGGCAGAUGCCGAGUCGCAACCUCCCACGCGCAACCCGCUGGGUGUGGAUGGCGAUGAUCAAUCGGAUAUCUCAUUGUCGGAUGAAAAAGGGGCACGACACUUGAUCUGGAAGAUCGAUAUCCACAUCAUCCCCUUCGUCGUUCUUCUGUACUUGUUCAGCUUCCUGGAUAGAGUAAAUAUUGGCAAUGCCCGCUUGUAUGGCUUGGAAGAAGACCUGGGUCUUGUGAACAAUCAGUAUCAAGUUGCAGUGUCUAUUCUGUUUGUCACCUACUGCUUAUUUGAAGUUCCAUCAAAUUUGAUGAUCAAGAAACUCAAGCCCUCGCGGUACAUUGCCUCGAUAUCCAUUAUCUGGGGUAUCAUAGCUACUUUGACUGGUAUCACACAGAGCUAUGGUGGGUUGAUCGCUUGCCGUGUGCUUCUAGGUGUCGUGGAAGCCGGGCUCUUUCCUGGGCUAAUGACUUAUCUCACGCUGUUCUACAGCAAGCGCGAGAUCGCACUCCGAACAGGGUAUCUGUUCAGUAGUGCAGCGGCCGCUGGCGCUUUUGGAGGUCUUCUCGCGUACGGCAUUGGCUUCAUGGAUGGCGUCGCUGGGCUGCGAGGCUGGAGGUGGAUUAUGAUCAUCGAAGGAAUUCCGACGGUUGGUCUGGGUGUAUUGACUUGGUUCUUCCUCGCCGAUGAACCUGACACCGCUUACUACCUCAACGACGACGAGAAAGCCAUGGUAGUCCGACUACGCCGACGCCAUGUAGGCCAGACUCCGUCUGCUCAGAAGUUUCACUGGGCGGAUGUGAAAGAAGGCGCCUUGGACUGGAGGAUAUAUGCGUUCUGCAUUGCUCAAUUCGGAGUCGAUACAAUGCUCUAUGGCUACAGCACCUUUCUGCCGACAAUCAUCAAGGGCAUGGGAAAUUGGUCAACCGCCGAGGUCCAAGCGCUGACUAUCCCGUGUUAUGCGCUCGGGGCAAUUGUGUAUCUGGCGGUCGCAUGGCUGAGUGAUCGGACCCAACGGCGUGGAAUAUUCAUCUGUAUCUUCGCCGUGAUCUCUGUCGUUGGUUAUGGAGUUCUGAUCUCGGAUUCGUCGUCCGGGGUGCAUUACUUCGGUGCACUCCUCAUCGCCCUGGGCCUAUAUGUGACGGUGGGACUUCCGCUCGCAUGGCUACCGACCACGCUGCCUCGAUAUGGGAAGCGGACGUUUGCAACUGGUCUGCAGCUGACCUUUGGCAACAUCAGUGGCGUCAUGUCCCCGUUCCUGUACAAAACACAGGAAGCACCGCGCUAUGUUCGGGGCAAUGCUGUAACGCUGUCACUAGUUGGCUUUGCAGGGGUGGUCUAUGGGCUCAUGUGGUGGUACUACCACUACAAGAAUAAGCGAAGACAACAGGGCCUGGAAGAUGAAAAGAUCGCGGGCAUGACAGACGAAGCAAUUGAGGAGCUUGGGGACUAUAGUCCUCGAUUCAAUGAUGACUGGAAUCUUCUCUAUCAUUUGGGAGGCAACGGUCCCUGGAUUGAGAAGCUUGACGGACCUGACGACUCGCAAAUAUCUGGGUCCGAUCUCGAUGGAUGCGUUAUUGAUCAAGUGCACAUGAUGUCGCGCCAUGGGGCACGGUACCCGACCAAAUCCGCUGGUGGCCGCCACCUUGCCCUCCUUGACCGCAUCCAUAGAGCCAACGUGAAGCUAAACGGCACGCUCUCAUUCCUGAACAACUGGACAUACUUCACCGAUGACCCAUCCAGGGACUUCGAGCAAUUGACCACAACGGGACCCUACGCAGGCACCACCCAGUCCUACAGCACCGGGAAGCAAUUCGCAGCCCGAUACGAGGCUCUAGCAAGCAACCAAGUCUGCACCAACCUCUGGGCCAGCGACUGCACCCGCGUCAUCCAGACCGCCCGCCACUUCGCAGCAGGGAUGUCCGGGUCCAGCUGGGACGCAUCCAGAAAAGCGGCUCUGGAAAUCAUCCCAGAGACCUCCGAUCGAGGAGCGGACACCCUCACCCCGGGCGACACCUGCCUCCGGUACAUUGACGACACCGAGCACGGACACGACUACGGAAUCAAGAUGCUCGCGCGGUUCCAGCAGGCCUACAUCCCCGCUAUCGCGGCGCGACUGAUCGAGGCGGAAGGGAACCAGGCGCUGGGUGCGUUCAGCAACGCAGAGGUCUACAGUAUGCAGGAGAUGUGCGGGUUCGAGACGCUGGUUCGCGGAUCGAGUCCCUGGUGCGAGGUGUUCGGGCGCGACGACUGGGAGAACUUCGAGUACGCGCGCGACUUGCUUCAUUACUAUCGUGCGGGGCCGGGGAAUCCCUACGCUGGGGCUAUGGGGUGGCUUUGGUUAGAUGCGACGACGAGUCUGCUGAGGGCCGGCCCAGGAGCUGGGACUCUGUUCUUUAGCUUUGUUCAUGAUGGCGAUAUCGCCCCCUUCUUGACGGCUUUGGAUGUCAUGAAAGAUCCGAAGUAUGAUCCGGCAUUGCCGGUCACCCAUGUGGCGCGGGAUCGUGUCUGGCGUACCUCGUCGGUAAUGCCCAUGGGAGGUCGGAUCGUUUUGGAGCGAAUGACCUGCCUGUCGGAGGUGGCGGGUGCCGAUGGUACUGCUGAGAGUUAUCUUCGGGUUUCUAUCAAUGAUAAAAUCUUCUCAUGCUUGAAUAAUCAAUAG
Molecule: messenger RNA, 2974 nt
Organism: Aspergillus homomorphus CBS 101889
Lineage: Eukaryota; Fungi; Ascomycota; Eurotiomycetes; Eurotiales; Aspergillaceae
Product: putative MFS transporter
Exons: 10
Coding region: 302-2974 (890 amino acids)
Biological process (GO): transmembrane transport
Cellular component (GO): membrane
Molecular function (GO): transmembrane transporter activity
Source: RefSeq, a predicted model, not a curated record